This is a messenger RNA of Marchantia polymorpha subsp. ruderalis, 405 nucleotides long. NCBI's taxonomy places the organism in Eukaryota, Viridiplantae, Streptophyta, Marchantiopsida, Marchantiales, Marchantiaceae. The record is from the annotation of a GenBank genome assembly.
AUGGUAAAAAGGUGGAUUCAUCAAGUCCGACUGCAAAAGGGCUGUCUCGGUCAUCAUUGCCGAGAAGACGAGACGAGACGGAGGACGACAUUCCAGAAUUAUUCCGAAAUUAUUCCGAAAAAGAGUCGAGCCGAGCUUUUGGGCCUGCAGCGAAAAAUAGAAGCAGCGCUGCAGAAAGUGGACCCAUAUCCAUUUAUGAGCUUGCCGGUCGUCGGCGGACGAAAACCGGCAAAAGCUGGAACGCGCAGAGAGAUGGGGCGAGAGAUUCACGAGCCCACGACGACGACGACGGUGGCGAUGGUGGCGACGAUGGAUGGGCAAGAACGCGUAGAGGGGAGAAUUUGGGGCUCGAGGGAGGAGGAGGACGAUGCGGAGGACGAUGGGAUGAGAUGGGGCGGGCCGUGA